GAGAGCCAUGGCGCCAAGACACCGAGGAGGAAGCCGCACACGCCAUGGGAGGCGACACGCACGGCAGAAGCAGCUGAACGCGAUGGAGCUCAACGCGAUCAUCGCCGGCGGCAACAUGAUGGCCGACGACGACGGCGGCGGCUUCACCUUCGCCGAGGUCCCGCCGCUAGCCGGCGGCCGCUGCGUGGGCCCGCCGCUGUACCCGGUCUUCGGCCGGCCGAGGUCGCCGCCGCCGACGCCGCCGCCGCAUCGGCAGGCGCCGGAGAAGGCCUCGCGUCUGCCGCUAUGGCGGUUUCUGAUGGUGGACCACGGCCCGCCGCCGCCGCCACCACCGACGACGCAGCCGGCGGCGGACGACGACCUCGACCUCGACCUCGACGGGGAGCCGGCGGAGUCGACGUUCCUGUACUGCCCGCUGUGUCCCGCGUUGCCGGUGGCGGCGGCGGCCUCCCCGGCGCGGUGCCGGAAGAGCGGCUCCACUGGGUCGUCUCUCCUCCGGUGGCGCCAGCGCUCCAUCGGCCGGAGCCACAGCGACGGCAAGGAGAAGUUCGUGUUCUUGAACGCGAGCUCCUCCUCCUCCGGCUCCGAGCACAAGGGCGGCAGAGGCGGCGAGGUGGGCCAUGACGGUGCCCUGAGCUACUACGCCAACGGCGGCAGCAGGGGCGGCGGCGGCGGCGGCGGUCGCCGGAGGUCGUUCCUUCCCUACCGGCAGGACAUCGUCGGACUUUUCGCCAACGCCACCGCGUUCCGCCGGAGCUAUCACCCGUUCUGACGUCGCGAACGUCUUCGAUACCAAUGUUGCUCGAUCGAUUUUAUUCUCUUCUCUCUGCAGGUUAAGUAUGUACUUAAUUACUUGCCACGAUAAAUUCGUGAGCAGGUUUAAUUAAAUUUGUUUGAUGCGUGUGGCUGAUAAGUUUGGCUGCACGCUUUAAUUUGUUUGUCUGCGGUAAAUGGUAAUUGUAACAAUUUAUUCCAAAAAAAUGUUGAGUGUAACAGAGCUUGCAUAAUAAGUAUAUAUUGUAUACAGAGUUUUUAUAUGUUCA
Messenger RNA from Oryza sativa Japonica Group (Japanese rice), 1043 nucleotides. RefSeq lists its product as uncharacterized. Lineage: Eukaryota; Viridiplantae; Streptophyta; Magnoliopsida; Poales; Poaceae. The record is from RefSeq and is a predicted model, not a curated record.